AUGCGCGAUGAAGGAACAAUUGCACUCAUUCCUCAUCCUAGUGAUGAUCCACGAGAUCCAUUGAAUUGGCCAAUGAGGAAGAAAGUACCUAUCGUCGCUGCCUUAUGUCUCGCGACAUUCGCCGGUUGUGCGGGUGGCCUUGCUGGUCAAUUGAUUCCAGCACCACAAGCAAAAUUGUAUGGGGUUGAGACCACAAAGAUGGCUUAUCAGACAUCAUGUUCCAAUGCUGGCAUGAUAGCAGGAUCUUUGAUCCUCUUUCCAUUAUCUCACAAAUUCGGUCGUUCAUCAGUAAUUUUCUGGUCCACCGUUGGAGUAUUCAUCACCCAAGUCUGGGCAGCAUGCAUGACACACUCCACACAGUACGCCCCAUUCCUUGCUUCCAGAAUAAUGGCUGGAUUCUUUGGAACCAUUGCUGGUAUACUUGGUCCUCGUAUACUUUUUGAUCUCUUCUUCUUGCACCAGAGAGGCCGUGUCUUCACUUACUUUUAUUGGGCUUUCGAUUUCGGCACGGUGGCUGGUCCAACGCUGUCGGCAUUCAUAUCAACAGCUGGGAAGGGAUCAUGGACUUAUGCAUUUUGGUGGACAGCAGCGCUCGCAGCUUUAGCAGCGAUAAUGGUAUUUUUGUUCGUAUAUGAGACUUCCUGGGACCGAUCGGAGGGGGCAGAUAAUUCAUCGAUCGCGACGCCUGAUGGAUUCAUUGCGAGCAAAUUUGCAACUUUUUUCCUGGGGACGAAAGUCACAAAGCAGGCCAGUUUGAAACAGGUCUUGGGGGUCGCAGCCAACCCAUUUUUAAUCAUGGCUAAUCCGUCGAUGAUAUUACUGGCAAUGUUUACUCUGAUUAGUUUUGGUUUCUAUGUUGCUAUGAAUGCAAUCACUCCAGUUUGGUUACAGAAGGGCGUGAAAGAAGGAGGUUACGGAUUCACCUCCAAGGAAAACGCUCUAUUUUCUCUCGGUCACUGGGCAGGAAUAAUAAUAGCCUUGAUCUACGGCCACUUUGUCAGCGAUCGCCUCCCUCUCUGGAUUUGUUCUCGAAAUCGCGGCAUCUGGAAGCCCGAAUAUCGGCUAUACGCUCUGAUUCUCCCCGCCUUGAUUUUCAAUCCAAUCGGUCUUGGUGUCUUCGGCGCAACGCUCCAAAAUCAUUGGAGCUGGGGCGUCCUCAUUUGGGCACAGAUAAUGGUGACAUUCGGAUCUUUAUCCAUCACCCCGAUUACUGUGAACUAUGCGUGUGAACUCUUCACGAAAGCUCCUGCUGAGACAGCUAUUGUAAUGAACAAUUAA
Molecule: messenger RNA, 1278 nt
Organism: Botrytis sinoallii
Lineage: Eukaryota; Fungi; Ascomycota; Leotiomycetes; Helotiales; Sclerotiniaceae
Exons: 4
Coding region: 1-1278 (425 amino acids)
Biological process (GO): transmembrane transport
Molecular function (GO): transmembrane transporter activity
Source: RefSeq, a predicted model, not a curated record